Strigops habroptila (Kakapo) is the source of this 962-nucleotide messenger RNA. RefSeq names its product adenosine deaminase tRNA specific 2 (gene ADAT2). Bases 56 to 589 code for a protein of 177 amino acids. NCBI's taxonomy places the organism in Eukaryota, Metazoa, Chordata, Aves, Psittaciformes, Psittacidae. The transcript has 6 exons. Gene Ontology annotation, cellular component: cytoplasm; nucleus. The record is from RefSeq and is a predicted model, not a curated record. Gene Ontology annotation, biological process: tRNA wobble adenosine to inosine editing. Gene Ontology annotation, molecular function: tRNA-specific adenosine-34 deaminase activity; zinc ion binding.
GUGCCUCGCCGCCCGGCCCCCCGGAAACACCGCCCGCGCCCCGCCGGUGCCGGCCAUGGCGGCGGAGGACGAAGGGGCGGUUUUGGCCUGGAUGGACCAGGCCCUCGACGUGGCUAAAGAAGCGCUGGAGAAGGGGGAGGUUCCCGUCGGGUGCCUCGUGGUGUACCACGGCGAGGUCGUGGGGCGGGGCAGGAACGAGGUCAACGAGACCAAGAACGCUACUCGACAUGCCGAAUUGGUGGCAAUUGAUCAGGUCCUGGACUGGUGCAAGCAACAAAACAGAGAUUAUACAGAAGUGUUUGCAAACUCGGUAAUGUACGUAACGGUAGAGCCUUGUAUCAUGUGUGCAGCUGCUCUGCGCUUGAUGAAAAUUCCACGGGUCGUAUAUGGCUGUCGAAAUGAGCGAUUUGGAGGCUGUGGCUCAGUUUUGAGCAUCUCGUCUGAUGAUAUGGUGGACUCAGGAGAACCAUUUGAAUGCGUUUCUGGCUAUCGUGCCAAAGAAGCAGUGGAAAUGUUAAAAGCUUUCUACAGGCAAGAAAAUCCCAAUGCACCAAAAUCCAAAGUACGGAAAAAGAACAAUCGUAAUUAGCCCUACACCGAUGGGAGACAGAAACUUACCAGAAAAUGGUACCUGAAGGUUUCUUCAGUGUCCUUUUCUUUUAAAAUGUACAAUUAAAUUAUGCCUAAUGUUCUGUACAGAGUUUUUACUAAUAGGGUAUUUACUACCUGUUCCUGCAAUUCUAUGUAUGUGAUUUCUUUUAUCGUGACCUAACAUGACCAAACAGAUGAGUAAGUGGCUGUUUCUAGACAGAGGAAAAUUUAUGGUUCAAGUUCACUUGUUUACAGCCAGAUGUAUCUUUUCAUAGCACUGGUUGGCUUUGUCACUUCCAUGUACUUUGCUUGGCCAUGCAGUAAUUUAUAAUCCAGAAGAGGGCCUUACAGUUCCACUAAUGAAUUAAGAA